This is a messenger RNA of Syzygium oleosum, 947 nucleotides long. RefSeq names its product high mobility group B protein 14-like. Bases 169 to 663 code for a protein of 164 amino acids. The transcript has 6 exons. The record is from RefSeq and is a predicted model, not a curated record. NCBI's taxonomy places the organism in Eukaryota, Viridiplantae, Streptophyta, Magnoliopsida, Myrtales, Myrtaceae.
AAAUCAACCGACAAACAGAAAUAGUUGGUCGGCUUUGGCAUUUCGUCAUCCACAGUCCUUCCGUCGGCGUUCGUUUGUGUCGUCGCGGCCUGAAAGUUCUCCACCAUUCUCACUCAACCCCGAGUUCAGGCCAAGCAGAGCGGAGUCUUCGUGUCGCCCCCCGCAAGAAUGCCCAACAAGAAAUCCUCAAACCGCGGGAAAUCCGUCUCUUCUUCUCCUGCCGUCAACGCGGCGUCGAACGAGAGAGGCAGGAUGGUGUUGAGGGUCAAAUCGAGUGAGAAGAUGAAGCAGUUGGCUCUGCUGAGCAGAGAGAGCGAGGAGGAGUGGAGGCCCAAGUCGGUGAAGAAGGGCCAGACGGCGAGAGGGAAGAAGAAUGUUAAGCUUGACGCGAAGAUGCCCAAGAAACCGCCCACUGCUUUUUUCUACUUCUUGGAGGAUUUUCGAAAGGAUUAUCAAGAGCGGAACCCAGAUGUCAAGUCAAUGCGGGAUAUUGGCAAGGCUUGUGGUGAGAAGUGGAAGACAAUGACUUACGAGGAAAAGGUUCACUAUUAUGACUUAGCCAAUGAGAAAAGGAGAGAAUUUGACAAGGCCAUGGCAGAAUACAUCAAAAGAAAGGAAAGCGGUGAAGAUGAGGAAACUGAGGAUGACUCCGAGUUUAAAUAGGACGUGAUUGUAUGAUAUUGAGUAAUUGAUCUGCCCAUUGUAUAUGAUUAGUAAUUUCAGUAGCCCUUUGAUUUGAAUUCUCUUUACUUGACAAUUCUCAAGUUAGUUCUUGGAAGUUGGAGACGAUUGCAGGUUUAGAUUCUCAUGUUCAUGUGUAGGAAAACUAAACUUCUUAGCAUGCUUCGACUUCAUUUUCUGUCCCCUCUUUUGUGCAAUGUAGUAUUGCACAAUUUGGUGUAGCUAUCGAUCAUUAAUGAAGGCAAUACCCUGUGCACUAUAUCAAA